CCCUGGUCUGCCAGCGGAGUUAAAGGAAGGCUAACACAUACGGGAUGCGUGCGAUGUGUCCUUAAACAGAACUCGCUCUUCACAACCAAGGGAAAACUGAUUUUUUUUAGAUUGUGUUGUGAUUUAAUUGAGGAAGUAUCUGGUUAAAGAUUGAGAGAAGCAAUAACUGUUCAAAUCGUAAAAACGAAAGAACUAAAAAUGGUUUCCGCUGGUUUGGAAAUAAUAGGUUUGGCACUGUGCGUUAUCGGCUCGCUGCUGGUGAUGGUGGCGUGCGGACUGCCCAUGUGGAAAGUGUCAGCGUACCUGGAGAGCAACAUCGUGACCGCGCAGACCAGCUGGGAAGGGCUGUGGAUGUCGUGCGUGGUGCAGAGCACGGGCCAGAUGCAGUGCAAGGUGCACGACUCGGUGCUCGCGCUCAACACCGACCUCCAGACCGCGCGAGCUCUCACUAUCAUCUCCUCCGUGCUGGGGGUGCUGGGGCUCAUGGUCACCAUCGCCGGCGCGCAGUGCACAAACUGCAUCAAAGCAGAAACCGUGAAAGCUCGGGUGGUGAACUCCGGUGGAGCCAUCUACAUCAUCAGCGGGGUGUUCGCCUUGGUGCCUCUGUGCUGGAUGGCCAACAACAUCAUUUCGGACUUCUACAAUCCUCAUGUCCCGACGUCGCAGAAACGGGAGAUUGGGGCCGCGCUGUACAUCGGAUGGGCCGCCACGGGCCUGCUGCUGAUCGGCGGGUCUAUGCUCUGUUGCUCCUGUCCAGCGUCAGAUAAUUCCUCAUAUUCAGUCAAAUAUGCGCCUACGAAAAGAGCCACGCCGAACGGGGACUAUGAUAAAAGGAAUUAUGUGUAGCUUUCACGCUGACACCAGUUUAAUUACUGGCUACCAGUUUCACCUUUUGAGAUAAAAAAAAAUAUGUUCAACGUUUUGCACCUGAAAUUUGAACUGAAAAUUAUGUCAAGUUUUACAGUUCAGCCAACUCGCAUUUUAGUAUAAAUAUUACGGAGACCGUCGGAACCUGCUUACAGUAGACAUGUUUUGAAGACAUGUUUUGUCCACCUAUAUGUCGAGGAAAAUGCAUGUAGUAGAGGAAUAACAGAAACACAUAAGUUUGUAUUUUAGGUACCUGCAUUUCCAGUGCAGAGCGUGAGUCAUUCAUGUUUAAUAGAACUUUUGUUGGAUUUUAGCUUUAGUGUUUUGAAUUGUUUACCUUUGUACAAACUAUUCGAGCUGUUUCUUUUCAUAAGGGGAGGGAGAGACGCUGAAAGUAUCUAUAUACGCUUCAUUUCAUGUGAAUUUGUCAAAAACAACCAAACCUGAAUACACUGCACAACUUCUCGCAACAAACUGAUAUUUUACACGAAUUUUCUGAGAAUGAAAUAUUGUGUCGAUCCGUAACGGAGCCCACGGGCUGAUUUUCUGUGCUCAGGAUUUCCCUCCAAAGGUCUAAUGAGUAUCCAACAUCGUUGCGAUCGAGACAGAAACAUGAAUUCACAGUUCAGUAUAAACCUCAGGUAUGUUACAGAUAACGAGGAAUACAUAUUUUCUUUGACAAAAAUGUUUUAAAGUAAUAUUGUAGAAUUAAAACACACAUACAUUCGUGUUUAAAUUGGGAAUACAAUACAGAAUGUGUUUUAAAAAAUAAACAAUUGAACUCUGUUGCCUGUAGCUUAGCUCUUUCCAACAAACUGCAUCCUGUUUCUCUUCCGGAAACAUUUAUUUUUGUAUCUGACAAAAGUUAUGCUGUACUUCAGAUUCAUUUGGUUGUGGUGUUCUUAUUAUACUUUUUUUUUGUUUUUUUUAAUAAACACACAUUGUAACGAUC
Molecule: messenger RNA, 1819 nt
Organism: Conger conger (European conger)
Lineage: Eukaryota; Metazoa; Chordata; Actinopteri; Anguilliformes; Congridae
Gene: cldn5a
Product: claudin 5a
Exons: 1
Coding region: 199-846 (215 amino acids)
Biological process (GO): bicellular tight junction assembly; cell adhesion
Cellular component (GO): plasma membrane; bicellular tight junction
Molecular function (GO): structural molecule activity
Source: RefSeq, a predicted model, not a curated record